Molecule: messenger RNA, 933 nt
Organism: Ilyonectria robusta
Lineage: Eukaryota; Fungi; Ascomycota; Sordariomycetes; Hypocreales; Nectriaceae
Exons: 2
Source: RefSeq, a predicted model, not a curated record
GUCCCCACGCCCAUGAUGCCCCUUUCUCUCACCACGGCCGUUGUGCCUCCCAAUCAACCCGGUGUUCCUCAGCGCCCUAUCGACAAUGAUAGCUUCUUGCGCGUGCGCGACUCGGCCAUUGCCCGUCUGACUACCAUUCUGGAUCUUGUCCGCACCUUCACUACCGACUAUGUUCGUCAGACCAACAUGCUCCUGGGUGAGCCCACUCCUGAGGGUGUCCAGGGCGACAUCCUCGCCAACUUUGAGCACGCCGCUGCUCACCUUAUCAUGCCCGUUCAGGAGAUGGCUCCUCCCGUUGAGGAGAAGAAGGAGCGCAAGAAGCGCACUAUUGACCCCAACGCCCCCAAGCGCCCCCUGACCCCCUACUUCCUCUACAUGCAGCACGCCCGCUCCAUUAUUGCGAAUGACCUCGGUUCCGAGGCUCCCAAGGGUGCUGUGCAAGAAGAGGGCCAACGACGAUGGGCCCACAUGGGUCCUCAUGAGAAGCAGGGCUGGAACAACGCCUACCAGUACAACCUCCGUUUGUACAAUGCCCGCGUGCACUCCUACAAGAACGGCAACCCCCAUGCCAAGACCAUGACCGAUGAGGAGGCAUUGAAGUACGCCGAGGACUACCAGAUCCCCAUGCCUGAACUCAAGGACGUUACUCAGACCGAGGCUCCCGCCAACGAUCAGGACGCCAUCGCUGAGCAGCUCCAGCAGGUCGCUGCCGCGCCUGAUGAUGAGGAGACUCCCGCCAAGACCCCCAAGAAGGCUGCCGGUACCCGUAAGCGCAAGACUGCGACUCCUGCUGCUGAGGUUGAUGCCAAGCCCGCUCCCCCAGCCAGCCCUGACAAGAAGCGUCGGCGCACAUCCACCAAGGCCGCUGCUGCUGUCGCUGAGACCCCCGAGGAGCCCAAGAAGUCGGGACGCAAGAAGGCUAAGAGCUCUUAA